This is a messenger RNA of Cyprinodon tularosa, 2355 nucleotides long. RefSeq names its product gastrula zinc finger protein XlCGF26.1-like. Bases 63 to 1586 code for a protein of 507 amino acids. The record is from RefSeq and is a predicted model, not a curated record. The transcript is spliced from 3 exons. Gene Ontology annotation, cellular component: nucleus. Lineage: Eukaryota; Metazoa; Chordata; Actinopteri; Cyprinodontiformes; Cyprinodontidae.
AAGAAGCUUGUGCGCAUGCGCUAAGUCUUUUCCGUCGGUCAGUUUGAUAUUUCGGUAACAUAAUGUAUCAAUCUCAGCAGUUUAAAGAGUUCAUCAAAGAAAGAUUAACUGCUGCUGCUGAAGAAAUCUUCUCAGAGUUUGAAAAAACUCUUAUUCGAUAUGAGGAAACGGCCAGACUGCUGGAUGCCUACUGGAAACCACAUAUAAGCCUGCACAAAAUCGACUGCCCUCAGCAUAGUAUCUGUACAGAGGAGGAAGUCUCUGAUGAGGAGCCAUUCUGUAACCAGAAGAGUAACUUCAGCGAGGACCAGAAUGAACCAGAACUUCGACAGAUUAAACAGGAGGAAUUCUGUAGGUUCCAGGAAGAAGAGGAACCAAAGGAAUGGACGAAUGGAUCGAUGCUGAAUACUAGUUUUGAAAAAGAUCUUCUACAGCAACAGGUCUAUGUGGAAAAAGGAACCACUACAGAGCUGCUAGAGGGGGACUCCAGUCAGGAUCAGGAGGAAUCAGAACCACAAAUCAAAGAGGAGCUGGAGAAUUUAUUUGGCACGCUGGAGGAAGAACAGGAGGAAUCAAACAGUUUCAUGCCAACUUCUAGCUGUGAGCAACUAGGAAACACUGACUUGAGACAAUACCCUGGUUUUCUUGAGAAUAGCAGCGUUAGUUAUCCAGAAACAAACGAUGACCUGAACCAGCCUCGCGCCUAUUCUGAUUGUCAGGAGGAAUUUUAUCCAGGAAGUAGGGAAUCAGAUCCAGAAGAUUGUAAGAAUGCAGAACUGAAGCCAGAAGUAAAACAGUACAAAAUUGGGACAGACUUCACUCCAGUGUCAGAGGGGGGGUCUAAUGUUGAUGCACCCUGGAAGCCUUUUGAAUGUGGCAUUUGUGGGAAAACCUUUCAGGUUAAAUGGAAAUUGACCAGACAUGUGGAGACCCAUGCGGGUAAAACCCUGUUUUCAUGUGGCUUUUGUAAGAAAUUAUUCAAUCAAAACAGCCAACUGAUCCACCACAUGAGAAUCCACACAGAAACGCUCGGUCAACAUAGCAGCUUCUUUUCUCGUUCAGUGGACAAGCCUUUCGUUUGUGGCACUUGCGGGAAACAUUUUACCAAAUCCUACAUCCUUAAAAGACACACAAGGGUCCACACAGGUGAGAAACCAUUUACCUGCAUGAUAUGUAGUCGAUGCUUCAGUCGAAAGGACCACAUGCUGGCUCACAUGAAAAUCCACUUAAGUGAGAAAGGUCCUGGGAGCAGCGACGUCCAGACGGAGUUUAACCCCACGGCGCCCCUGAGCAAACAGCCGGUGAUCGAAGGAGACAGGAAGACCUUUUAUUGUGAAAAAUGUGCCAAAUAUUUCAGAGGUCAACGUAGCUUUUUGUGUCACAUGAAGAGUCACAGGAGCGGGGGGGCGUUUGUCUGUAAAACGUGCGGACAACAUUUCGUUAAUUCAUCCAAACUGAAAAGGCACGAACAGGUCCACACUGGCAUGAAGCCAUUCUCCUGCAGCUCGUGUAAGAAAUCGUUCAGCAGAAGUGAUCAUAUGUUGCGACACAUGAGAAUCUGUAAAUACAAUAAAAAAAAGCUUUAAGGGGUCAAAAAGAUGUAAAGCGCUUCCAUUUGAAGGGAGAAAUGGACCCGUCCACAUGAGAAUCUACACAGCUGAGACUCUCCUUUCUCAGCUGUGUGUAUUCUCUUCCAAAUAAGAUUUGUAAAAAACAGGCAAUCAUUUAUUGUUGGAUAUUAGAAAUUAGUAGUGUUAACAGAUAGUAAUAGAAAAUCACACUGUAAAAAAUAGCUGUAGUUUAUUUAUAAUUUGAUCCAAGCAGCUUCAGAAAAAGGGGUUUUUAUCAGUAGUUAUUCAGUUAGGAUCUUUGACAGUUGAAAUGUUCUUUUUGUUAUUCUUUGUAAAUAUUUAGGGGUGUACUCUUGUUCUUUGUUUUUUGAGGUUUUUAUUGCACUAGUGGAUGGUUUAUUGUAAAAUAGGUAGACAGGAAAGGGGGUAAUAGAGCGUGGAAGAGACAUGCUGCAUAGGACCAGUGACCACAUGUCAGCCACGUUAAGGACUAAGGCCUCCAUACAUGAGUUUUGCGCACUAAACACUGCACCACCGAAGCACACGCAUCUUUGUUUCCUAAGUUAAUAGUAAUCUGUUUAUCACCAAGCCACAAAAAAAUCUCCUUGGAGGAUGAAGCAUAGCAAAUCUCAAAAUGUCUGACAGAGCUGAGGCUCUAACCGGCAACCCACUGGUUCCAGGAGGAAGCCCCACUGUCGGAUGUUAACCCCUAACCUGUUACCACUGUUCCUGUUACAUGGUGUUUUUCAUGUGCUGUUAGGACAAAUAAAAUGUUCACAAUGUA